Molecule: messenger RNA, 2054 nt
Organism: Caenorhabditis angaria
Lineage: Eukaryota; Metazoa; Nematoda; Chromadorea; Rhabditida; Rhabditidae
Source: the annotation of a GenBank genome assembly
AUGCCUUCCUACGCUUCCGGUUUGAUCGGCUUCGAUUUUCCCAGAUCCCACAAAUCGCCUUUCGCAAAUGCGAGGAGAAUCGACAGAGUUUAUAGCGAAUUUUUGAAAUAUGGUGAGGAAUUGACUAGAAAUUUGGAGCAACCAGCGAUUUGUCGAGCAUAUGCCAGUUAUUUUGAGCAGCAAGAAGAGAGGAGAAAUUCGGGAAGAGAGGAGAAAUUGAAAAAGAGGUGAAUUAGGAUAACUUGAAUAAAUAUAGCAUUAGUUUGAUUUUCAGAUCAUUAAAAAGACACUUGCACUUGGUUUCACAUCUACAAAACCGUGAAAUCGGUCAAAAUUCCCAUGGAAAGCGAAAUUUGGCGAGCACAAUCUUAAGUUCAGAAUGUCGAGAAUUCCGCUUCGAUCAAACACUCUACGGUCGACUCGAAACAAUGCAAUUAAUCUGGAGAAAUCGUCGAAUAAUCGCGGAAGAUUCGGAAAAACUAAUAGACUAUGAAACGAUGAACAGGAUUUGUGAAUUGAAUCCAGUGUGCAGAUUAUUAUCAGUAGAUGUGGCAGAUGUGAUUUAUUAUCCAUUGAAAAUUGAUCAAAUUAUGAUUGUUGAUGUAUUUGGGAUGGAUAAAUAUUUAUUGAUUCUAAGAGACGGAUUUUUACAAGUGAUCAAUUGGGAAAAUCCCACAGAACAGGAAAGACAAUUUGAUAUACCGAAUGGUUUGAAAAAUCGAAAAAUUGGCUGGAAAAAUAUCAAUGAAUCGAUUUAUUUCGAAGGAAAACGGCGAAAUGAACAGAAAUCUUGUGAUGAAUAUGUUUUUAUGGUUUUCAAUGCGUAUCCUUUUGAAUUAGUGACUAGUUUUACUAUUGAUGAAUUCGUAAGUUUUUCUGGAAAAAUCGCUGGAAAAUUUGUUAAUUUCAGGCUUGCCCGCGUUCACACGGUAUUUCAAAACAAAUUGCGAUAAAUGAUGAUUUUAUUGAAGUUUUGACGGAAGAAAAAGCUUUGCUUUUUUCAUUUGAUGAUAUUUUGACGCAGCUUGAUGAGAUUGGAUCGACUUCCUGGGACUUUGGAGGAGAACCUGAUCUCAAUCUUCCUAGAUUUGGAGAACCUUUGAGGAUUAUGAAUGGGAAUUUAAAGGGAUUCUACUGUUGUCCAAGACUCAGCCCGCUUAUUGUUGGAUUUCCGGAGAGCGGUGCCUUAUUGAUGCAAAAUCUGCGAGAUUCUGAAGGUCUCGUGGAAUUCGAUGAAAAUGCCAGCAGCGAUUUUGGAAUGGUAUCGCUGAAAAAUUUGAUUUUCCCAGACCCCCCCACUUCUGUAUUUUUGGUCUAUGAAAAUUGCGAUUUGGUGAAGUAUUGUGUUGGAUAUUUGACUGAAAAUCAUCGUUUGAGAAUCGAGGAGAUUUGGAGAAUUCGGAUGUUUCCGAAGGUUGAAGAUCGGAAGAGGGAUAAUGAAUCUUUGGAGGAUUGUGUGGUAAUUUUUUGGGGACUUUUAAAAAUAUGUGGCCGAGAAAUGCCGGGAAUUUGACCACGCGCGCUCUAAUGUUGCGAUAAUUAGAGCGCGCGGCCAAGUUCUCGAGAUUUCUCGGCCACAUAUUUUUUUGUGAAGUAAAAAUCUGACAAACUCUGAUUUUUCCCCAGAAUUUUGUACGUUUCAAAAUGAUUCAAGUUCAAAGUUUCUCACGAUUUUUGAAAAAAAAUAUUCCAAUUUUUUCCAGAAAAUCCACGAUACAACUUUGGCCGACGAAAAUUUGAUUGUAAAUCUAUCGAUCGAUUAUGCAAACAUCCACCCAAACGGCAUUUUUGACCCCAAAAUUCACCCGGAAAAAAUUAUUGUUCAAUUCACAUAUAUCAUCGAUUUCAAAAAUGGCGAGAUUCUGCGUGUCAUUCCGAUUGUUGGCCUGCUGCAAAAUCAGCGAGCAAUGCAAAUCGAUGAUGAUUUGCUGAUUAUUGAGAAGAAAUCGGAAAUUAUUGCGGGAUUGGAGGUUUGGGAAUUGAUUGAACCUCAACAAUUUAUUGGAUUUCAACGAAAUCACCGGGAAAAUUUGAAUUAUGGAAGUCGAAUUUGA